Molecule: messenger RNA, 1395 nt
Organism: Neohortaea acidophila
Lineage: Eukaryota; Fungi; Ascomycota; Dothideomycetes; Mycosphaerellales; Teratosphaeriaceae
Exons: 1
Coding region: 1-1395 (464 amino acids)
Source: RefSeq, a predicted model, not a curated record
AUGGCAGCUACUACAGUAGUCGUCCAAGCGGGCCUCAAAAACCGCGAAGCAACAGACCACCACCCCGACGCCCCGCACGUCACAACAACCUACAGCCCCGAAGCCGAGCGCGCCGUCCGGGACGCCAUCACCGCCGCCGGCGCCAAAAACGUCGAACUCCUGCACGAAAUCAGCACGACGGGAGACGCGGUGCAUGAACUCAAAGCCAACGACGCCCGCCUCAGCUCGCUGGCCGACGAGCUGAAGAAGCAGAGCAAAGCGGCGCGCGAAGCGGCGACGCUGACGCAGGACCAGCUGGCGAAGUACACGAGCGACAAGGAGUCGUUUGGCAAGCGGUGGGCGUAUAUUCUGGUGAAGCAGCGCAAGGUGCUGGAGGAGAAGAUCCGGCAGGGCGAGCAGGUUUAUUUGCAGGCUUUGGGGGCGCAGCAGCGCGCGGAGGCGAGGGAGACGCAGCUGCUAAGGGACAAGAAUGCGAUUGAGGCGGAGAAUGUGGAGGUGAAGGAGAAGGUGAAGCGGCAUGGGGUGGCGCACGCGGCGCUCGAUGCGUUGUACGAGGAGCUGUUUGAUGGGCCGACGCCUGGGUUCCCGGACGAGGAUGAGCGCGAGGCGGCGUUCAAGUCGACGAAGAAGGAGCACGAUGGGUAUGUGGCGACGUUUCGCGCGACGGUGCGCGCGACGAAGGAGAACAAUUUGGUGAAGAGUACGAUUGGGCGGGCGCGGGCGGAGAACAACCGUGCGCGGUCUGCGCUGCAGAACUCCUUCAUCAGCGGUGUUGAUACGGCGCUUGUGUUCCUUGAGCGCACGGCACGAUUGAUUGAGCAGACGCUGAACGUCAAUCUUAAAAUCGACGAGGGCCUCCCGCGGCCGCUGGAUACCGCGUUCAACGACAACCAUGUCGCCGUCGCUCAGCAUCUGAUCAAAGCGCGGACGGCGUUGCAGGAGCCGCUCGAAGUGUCGUAUGCGUACAUCACCAACACGCAAUGCAACAGAGUGAUUCAAGACGUCGAAGACGAGUUGAAACUAGCGUCAGAAGCGCAGGCGGUGCUGACGAAGCUGCUCAAGCACUACGAAGACGACGCCAUCGAGAUCGUGAAGAGCACCGCUCGCUCGCUGGAGGAUGCGCGGCAAGGUCUGGCCGAGAUUCGGCAGAUGGCGUUCGAGGUGAUUGUCGGGCAUGGAUCUGCCGCUCCCAACUAUCACGAGUGCUGCGAUCGAGCGGCUUCUUUCGUGCAAGUGGCGGGCGACGAGACGGCGCGGAUGCCGGAUCCGGUCAUUGACGAUUCGGGCUUACCGCCGCCGCCGAGUUAUGAAGCUUCGAUUUUCAAGAGAAGAGGGGCGGUCAAAGGUGCCAACCGGAGACAGGCGCGUUCCGGGCCGCCUGUUCCGACUGCUUGA